Rodentolepis nana is the source of this 333-nucleotide messenger RNA. NCBI's taxonomy places the organism in Eukaryota, Metazoa, Platyhelminthes, Cestoda, Cyclophyllidea, Hymenolepididae. The record is from the annotation of a GenBank genome assembly.
CUGUGCUUCGCCGCGGUGGUGGUGGCGGCGGGCUGUGCGCUCAAACUGGAAGCGGGCAGAGUGGGUCGUGGGCGACUUCAGCUAUGCAUACGCCUUGGUUGGCAACUGUGUACGGCCGCUGCCUUAACGGGUGGUGUGCAGGCAGUUGUAUGGCCUCGGGGGAGUAACUAUGACUCUCUUAAGGUAGCCAAAUGCCUCGUCAGAUUCCUACUGUCCCUAUCUACUAUCUAGCGAAACCACAGCCAAGGGAACGGGCUUGGCAGAAUCAGCGGGGAAAGAAGACCCUGUUGAGCUUGACUCUAGUCCGACUUUGUGAAGAGACAUGGCGGGGGG